Messenger RNA from Pyricularia oryzae 70-15, 381 nucleotides. RefSeq lists its product as uncharacterized. The transcript has 2 exons. The record is from RefSeq and is a predicted model, not a curated record. Lineage: Eukaryota; Fungi; Ascomycota; Sordariomycetes; Magnaporthales; Pyriculariaceae. Bases 1 to 381 code for a protein of 126 amino acids.
AUGCAUUUGGAUAGCCUCACUGUCACGGUCAGGGUAAGCAUAGGACAUAUCGCAACCAUUAUGAGCGUUUCUCUUCUCCGCUGCCGUAUCGGUGAGGUGAUAUACUGGGUUUACUUCACCCCCUUUCCCAGGGCUCGACUCUCCGGUCCCAAACUCUGGGCAGCGAUGCACUGGACGCUCUUGUUCAGGUCCAAGAUCAUGGGUACCAUGCCGACCGACGCGGUGGAGCUGCACAAGAAAUGCGGCAAAAUGGUGCGCAUAGGCACGGACAAGGUCAUGGUCGACGGCAGUAUCGCCUGGUCCCGUGUCCAUCAGCGACAGCCCAACCAGCCCCAGUUCGGGAAGUACCCAGCAGUGUACGGACGAGAGCGAAAACUCUGA